AUGGUUUCAUGUCCAAUAUGUGGUAAAAACGUACACCUGGACAAGAUCAAUGCUCAUCUAGACCAAUGUGAACACUCCAAACCUGCUCCAAAACAGGCAUCUAUUUUAUCUUCUUUUAGUCAAAAGCGUAAACUUUCAAAUGAAGAUCCAAUAGUUCCAGAAGUUCCAACUCCACUACCCAAACCUACGCCAUCAUCUACCCCUGAUAAAGAUACAGAAAUCAAACAACUACGAUCUCAAUUAUCAACACCAUUAAGUGAACGCCUAAGACCGAAAACAUUAGAUGAAUACGUUGGUCAACAACAUUUAAUUGGACCAGGUGGUAUACUUCGAGGGUUUAUUGAAAAUGACACAAUACCUUCUUUGAUUCUAUGGGGUCCACCAGGUGUAGGCAAGACCACAAUUGCAAGAAUAAUUUCACAAAGGACAAGACAAAAAUUUAUUGAAAUUAAUGCAACAAAUUCAGGAUUACAAGAUUUAAGAAAAAUUUUUGAAAAUUGUUCAAAAGAGUUUUUUUUGACAAAGAGGAAAACUAUUGUUUUUUGUGAUGAGAUUCAUAGAUAUAAUAAAAAUCAACAAGAUUUUUUCCUACCAUUUGUCGAAAAGGGUGAUGUUAUAUUAAUUGGUGCAACUACUGAAAAUCCAAGUUUCCAAUUGAAUAAUGCCCUAUUGAGUCGUUGUAAAGUUUUCAAAUUGUCGAAAUUGGAAAUUCAAGAGAUUCAUAGGGUUUUGAAUAAGGGGAUAUUACAUUUAAAUAAAAUUAGAAAAUUGAUUUGCAACAAGUCAUUAUUAACAUUUACCAAAAAAUCAAUUGAUUAUAUUGCAGAUUUAUCAAAUGGAGAUUCAAGAAUCUCUAUAAAUUUAUUGGAAUUGAUUGAUUCUCAUUAUCAUCAUAAAGAUUCCGGUACAACUAUUGAAGUAGAAGAUUUAAAACCAAUCCUACAGAAGACUCAUUUAUUAUAUGAUAGAGUUGGAGAUUCACAUUAUGAUACCAUAAGUGCAUUCCAUAAAUCAAUAAGAGGCUCUGAUCCAGAUGCUGCAUUGUGGUAUUUAGGAUUAAUGUUACAAGGUGGUGAAAAUCCAUUAUACAUUGCAAGAAGAAUGAUUAGAAUAGCAAGUGAAGAUGUUGGUGUUUUGGAUGAUAGUUGUUUACCAUUUGCCAUUGCGGCAUAUCAAGCUGUAACGAUGGUUGGAUUACCAGAAGCUGAUUUGGCAUUAGUACAAUGUGCAGUUAAGUUAGCCAAAGCUCCAAAAUCUGUAGAGAUUUAUAGAGCUUGGAAAAAAAUUAAAAAUGUUUUGAAUAAUGAACCUACUUUGAGUGGUGCUCCAAUCCCAUUACAUUUAAGAAAUGCACCAACUAAAUUGAUGAAAGAGAUGGAUUAUGGGAAAGAUUAUAAAUAUAAUCCGGAUUUCAAAGAUGGGAAAGUUUCACAAGAGUAUUUACCAAAACAAUUGAAAGGGUUGAAAUUCCUUGAUGGGAAACAUUUAGGUGAUAUUGUUGAUCCUGAUUUAUGA
Messenger RNA from Hansenula anomala, 1515 nucleotides. It is a transcript of the gene MGS1, whose product is annotated as ssDNA-dependent ATPase MGS1. Bases 1 to 1515 code for a protein of 504 amino acids. The transcript has 2 exons. NCBI's taxonomy places the organism in Eukaryota, Fungi, Ascomycota, Saccharomycetes, Phaffomycetales, Wickerhamomycetaceae. Gene Ontology annotation, cellular component: nucleus. The record is from RefSeq and is a predicted model, not a curated record. Gene Ontology annotation, biological process: regulation of DNA repair; DNA-templated DNA replication; DNA repair. Gene Ontology annotation, molecular function: enzyme activator activity; DNA binding; ATP binding.